CGUGCACGCGCGCGGAGGGACGGAUGCACCAGGAAGUCAGUGCUGCCCGGCUCGGCUCGGCAACGGGCUGUGGGGGUGCGGCGUGAGACGGGCUGAAGCGGGCCGCUCCCGGCUGGCGGGGAGACUCCCACCGAGGGUGAGUCUUGCAUUGCAUCCCGAGCGAGGAGGGUCAGUGUGGGCCUGCGCUGCUCCCGGUAGGUAGAUCUGUUCCAGACAGCAAGCAUGGAGGAACGGACCCGAAGUUGUUUGUUGAGAAAUCGCUCUGCACUUGAGCAAGAUAUCAAGACCUCGUACAUUAUGGACCACCUAAUAAGUGAAGAGGUUCUGAAUCUUGAAGAUGAACAGAACGUUAAAGUUCAGGCCACACGGAAAGAACGGGCUGCUUUACUUAUUGACCUGAUACUUCAGAAGGAUAAUUAUGCUGUCAUAUCUUUCUACAAUGCAUUGCUGAAUGAAGGUUAUAAGGAACUUGCUGUUCUUCUUCAAGAUGGCCUUCCAAUCAUAUCAACCUCAAUUAAAAGUUCCAUAGACGGUUUGACUCCUUAUGUUCAAACAGUACUUUGUGAAGGUGGUGUACCCCAGCGUCCUGUUGUGUUUGUUGACCGUCCAGAGCUUCUGCAAACUAUCAGAAGUGAAUUGUUUAACUUGGAAACGGAGCCUGGCUGGAUCACCUUAUGUGGCAUGGCAGGUUGUGGCAAGUCAGUUUUAGCAGCUGAAGCUUUACGCAAUCACAGAGUUAUAUCUGAAUGUUUUCCCGGAGGAGUACACUGGGUAGCAGUUGGAAAGCAAGAUCGCGCUGGUAUUCUGGUUAUACUACAGAAUCUUUGCAGUCGAUUUAAUCAAGGAUCCCAGACUUACCUAAAUCCACCUCUAAACAUUGAAGAAGCCAGGGACCGACUCCGUUUCUUCAUGGCACGUAAAUAUCCUCGGUCACUUUUGAUCCUUGAUGAUGUUUGGGACAACUGGGUACUAAAGUGUUUUGAUGUUCAAUGUCGUGUUCUGAUCACCAGCAGAGAUAAGACCAUAUCUGAAGCAGUAGCAGGGAAUAAAUUCCUCAUUUUGGUGCAAAGUGGCCUGAGCAAUGAUAAAGGAUUGGAAAUACUAGCACGUUUUGUUAAUUUGAAGGUCUCCUGUUUGCCAGAUGAAGCACACAUCAUCGUGCAGGAGUGCAAAGGUUCCCCUCUGGUUGUCUCCCUUAUUGGUGCUCUGUUGAGAGAAUUUCCAAAUCGUUGGGCUUAUUACCUCAAACAGCUACAGGGUAAACAGUUCAAAAGAAUUCGUAAGUCAUCCUCCUAUGAUUAUGAGGCACUCGAUGAGGCUAUGGCAAUUAGCAUUGAGGUAUUGGAGCACGACCAUAGAGAAUACUACAAGGACCUCUCUAUACUUAAAAAAGAUGUGAAAGUACCAACUAAGGUUCUGUGUAUUCUGUGGGAAAUGGAUGUGGAAGAAGUGGAAGAUAUUUUACAAGUGUUUGUCAACAAAUCUUUACUAUUCUGUGACCGAAACAAGAGAUCGUUUCGGUAUUACCUGCAUGAUUUACAAUUGGACUUUCUAACUGAACAAAAUCAUGAUCAACUGAUGGAUUUACAUGUCAAAAUGGUUCAUCAGUAUCAGAAGACAUAUAAAAAUGGAUUUCCAUCUCCUUCUGAUGAGGAUUAUAUUUAUUGGUACAGUUUUCUGGCAGACCAUAUGGCCAAAGCUAAUUUGAAGAAGGAACUCUACUCACUGAUGUUUUCAAUGGAUUGGAUAAAGGCCAAGACUGAAGUGAUGGGUCCCGCCCAGUUAAUAAAUGACUUUGUGGAACAUAGGCAUGUGCUGGAUGAGGAGAACAGUACAGUGCGGGAGAAUUUUCAAGAAUUCCUGUCUUUGAAAGGCCAUCUCCUGGUGCAGAAACCCUUCCCAGAUAUUGUGCAGUUGGGUCUUUGUCAGCCGGACUCCUCUGAAGUAUAUCGACAGGCAAAGCUGAAGGCUGUAGAAAAAGCCCAGUAUGGAGCUGUGUACUUGGAAUGGAUAAACAAGACCACCUUGCAAAAUUCAUCAAGCCUUGUUGUUCAGCUUCAUUGUGAUGCUGUUUUUCAUGCCUGUUUUUCUCAUGACGGAUUGAAGAUAGCUUCUUGUGGAGCAGACAAAACAUUACAGAUUUUCAAAAGUGAGACAGGUGAGAAACUUUUGGAGAUUAAUGCACAUGAUGAUGAAGUGCUGUGCUGUGCAUUUUCACCAGAUGACAAAUUUGUUGUCACAUGUUCAUCAGAUACAAAAGUUAAGAUCUGGAAUUCCAUAACUGGACAGCUGAUUCACACAUACCGUGAACAUGAAGAACAAGUCAAUUGUUGUCAGUUUACACAUUCACAGCAUAACGUGAUGUUAGUAACAUGCUCCAAUGAUACUCUUGUAAAGACAUGGGACCUGAAAGGGAGCAACUGUAAAAACACUCUAUUUGGCCACACGGAACCUGUUAACCAUUGCAGUUUUUCUCCUGAUGACCAGUAUGUCGCCAGUUGUUCCAAUGAUGGGACAGUGAAGCUAUGGGACACAAGAUCUGGUAAUGAGUGGAAGUCCAUUGAUGUAAAUGAACAAUGCCGGACAUCAGAUGAUGAUGAGGAGGUUCUCUUAAAGUGCUGUUUGUGGAUAUCUGAUGGCACCCAAAUCCUGGCAGCUGCAAAAAGUACUCUCCUUAUUUAUGAUGUAUCGACUGGGGACAUGAUAACUGAAUUAGUGAUUAGUCGCUACAGCAAUAUUCAGUCUUGUGCUAUUUCUCCUACCAGACCAUUACUGGCGGUGGCUUUGUCUCACAAUUCUGUAGAGUUAUGGGAUAUGAAAUUGCACAAGAGAGUGGCUGACUGCAGUGGACAUCUAAGCUGGGUUCAUUGUGUCCAAUUUUCACCUGAAGGUGCAAAAUUAUUGUCGUCUUCAGAUGACCAAACCGUUAGGCUCUGGGAGAUCAAUAAAGUGCACAGUUCCUCUGCUGUUUCUUUGGUACAGUGCAUGGAUGCAAUCUUCCAACAAGAUGACAUGUUUGUCCUGGUAUCUGAUGAUAAAAAAUGUUUACAGCUAAUAAAUGGAAAAACUGGCAAUGUGAUGUUCCAGAGUGAUGUUCAGGACUCUCGUAUCUGUUGUUGCUGCCUUAAUCAACACAUUAAUUUGGCUGCAUUUGGACAUGGAGAUGGAAUCUUGAAGGUAGGCAUGAAGUCGGCCAAGCUCGUCCUACAGAACAUUGGAUGGAAGAGGCAACAAUUCCAGAAGAGCCUGUUGAUAGCGAUAGGUCUAGAAAAAGGCAUAGUAAAGGUCCUAGAACUUCCCAGUGGUAAAACUCUCAGUACAUUAACAGGCCACACGAACGCCGUUCAACGAUGUCAGUUUACACAUCAUGAGCAAACACUUAUUUCCAGUUCUGAUGAUGCUACAAUAAGGGUUUGGAAUUGGCACACAGGAGCAUGCAAAGUCCUUGAAGGGCACACUGAACAAGUGAAAAACUUUAAGCUGUUGAGAGGAUCACAGCUUCUGUCCUGGUCCUUUGAUGGCACGAUGAAGGUGUGGAACUUUGCAACUGGCGAGUUGGUGAAGAACUUCGAUUGCCAUGACGGAGCGGUUCUAUCGUGCGAUGUGUCACCUGAUGGCAGUAAAGUUGUUUCUGCUUCUGCUGAUAAAAGUGCCAAGAUUUGGAGUCUGAGGGACAACGUGCCUCCUAUUGUUCUGGCUGGCCACAAUGCCUGUGUUCGGAGCUGCAGAUUUACUUGGGAUAACGAAUACUUGGCAACCGGAGAUGACAAUGGUGAAAUCAGGAUCUGGAGGGUGAAAGAUGGUUCUCUGCUUCAUAUUUGUCCGAAAGAUGCGGAGAUCAAGGAUUCCAAACAUGGAGGCUGGGUGACAGAUCUUCGCUUCUCUCCCAAUAGCAAGAUUUUGGUCUCCACUGGAGGUUACAUAAAGUGGUGGGAUGUGACUACUGGUGAAACACUGCAGACAUUCUACACCAAUGGGACAAACUUGAAGUCCAUUCAUGUUUCAUCUGACUUCAAGACCUUUGUGACUAUUGACAAUAUUGGAAUCCUCUAUAUCUUGAAAAUGAUAAACUGAGACUCCUUGCUGUGAAGAAACAAGAAAAAGCUUUUGCAGUUUCUGCUGGGGGUGGUUCCUUUCAUUGAACCUUUGGACAAAGCAAGCUAUGGAAUGUGAGCCAUUAUGCAAAUUUUCUAAUUUUUUCUUACACAAAAAUUGUUACUGAGCCAUUGAAAUUUAAUAGCGAUUUCACCAACACAUGAACUGAGUGCCACAUGCCAGAAUAGUGUGUGAUAAUAUUUUCUGUUAUUCACACCUCCUGCAACCAGUGACGCCACUGCUGGUAUUUUAUUGCUUUGAGACAUUGUGGCUGAACACAUUAAGAUUUGAAGCACAGUGAGCAGUUUACAGAGGCUUAAAGUACGUGACCAGGUUAUAAAGAUCUAGACUACCUGAUCCGUUUGCAAUAUGUACUCGGUGCUGUUCAAAUUGCAGAUUUUCAUUUGAUAAGAAAAUAUGUUCUAUUUGAUAUCUUAAGGUUUUUUAUAAUGAGGAUUUCAGGAACAGUGUUCAGAUUGGACAUGUUAUGAGUUAUGAUCAAAAUUCUGAGUUGAAGAAUUAUGAUUGUAAAAAUGUUCAAGUACAGUUUCUGUUUUCUUCUACCAUUUCUUAGUUUCAUCAUUCAUGCAAUAAAAAUUUUCAUGAUUAUUUAAAA
Molecule: messenger RNA, 4711 nt
Organism: Amblyraja radiata (thorny skate)
Lineage: Eukaryota; Metazoa; Chordata; Chondrichthyes; Rajiformes; Rajidae
Gene: apaf1
Product: apoptotic peptidase activating factor 1
Exons: 28
Coding region: 223-4074 (1283 amino acids)
Biological process (GO): regulation of apoptotic process; apoptotic signaling pathway
Cellular component (GO): apoptosome
Molecular function (GO): ADP binding; protein binding
Source: RefSeq, a predicted model, not a curated record